AUGAGUACUCCUGCCAUUACUAUCACCGACGCGACACCGCCCAAGUCGGCCUUCACCACCUACCAAAACCAUGCUACCCCAACAUCUAUCUCCUCCACAUACCGCCUUUUAUAUCGCGGCUCUAUCUCCCUCCCCGACUCCUACCUUCUCCUUGACGGUCUGACCUUCGCAGCAAGGCUGGGACAUGGAAAGCUCGGUGCACCUGGCUCUGGAAGCGGCGCCAUGGACCUCCUGGAGAACCCGCUAGCACUCGCUCUGGAGAGUAUGCGUGGCCGUCCGUCUCUUCGCUUCAAGGGUACAGUACGUCUGACUGACGUCUGGAUGGAUAACGUGGGGGAUGUCUGUAUGGACAUCCAUCACCUGGCCACCUUGAGCAAAGUCUACUUCGAGAACAUCCUGGGUCUAUCGCGCAUCACACCUCUAACGCAGCGAACAGAAGUAGGAGUCCGCGUUGCACUAGGCGACACAGACGGACUCGAAACCACCGAAAUCAUCAUCUACGGCGCAGUCGCAGACCACUUCUCCCCCCUCCUCCCACUCGCGUCCACAUCCCACUCCCCGCCCCUCGAAAUCCGCGUCGGCCGCGUCACCCACGUGCCCCCCACCCGAACCAACACCCUCCGCCCGCCCCGACCCGACGAUCCUACCCCGCGCAAGCCGCCCAUAGCGACGCGCCCCCGCAUCUCAGCCUCCCUCGGCGGUGGUGCCGGUAAACAUCUGACGUUCGACGCCCGGGGUGGCAAGGGCGCGAAGGCCGAAGAGGAGGAUAUCGUGCGGAGGGCGCGCGAGGUUAUGCUGCAUAUGCCCAAGUCGCUGCCGGCGAGGGGCAAGGCUGGCUCGUUCAAAGUUCCUGCGCUUCCUGUGAAGGUCAAGGGAAAGGGGAAGGAGCGGGCCGAUGAUUUCGAGGACGUGCAGAUGGAUGUGUUUGGGGCCGUGGAGACGUCGAACGUGACGAUGGAAUCCUCGUCACGGAAGGGGAAAGGGAAGGUUGGCGAGGGACCGCAUGUCGUUAACACGGAGAACGGAGAUGCGUCGUCGGCCAAGGUCGAGCAGCAGAAUAGAUCGAUAAUCAAGAAGAUCACGGUCAGGGCUCUCGCAGACAUCGGCAUCUCCACGAACGACGCCGAUUUCAAGGAGUUGUAUGGGUAUAUAUACCGGGGAACGGCGUUCGCAUUGCGCGACGACAUGGGCGCCUCGCUUCUAUCUCAGCGGGCUGUCGAGGCUUUGGUGGAGGCUCAUGCCAAACUGUACGUAGGGGACUACGAUACACGUCGAAACCAGAAGGGCAAGGGGAAGGCUUCAGCACCUGCGCGGUGAUGCCAAGACAUUAUAUCCGUUCGCCUCAUUAUUAUUUGCCAACGUUCAUUCCCAUCUAGCAAAUGAACAUUAUCAUGUAGCACUACUUACAUUGACUCGUAAU
Molecule: messenger RNA, 1420 nt
Organism: Coniophora puteana RWD-64-598 SS2
Lineage: Eukaryota; Fungi; Basidiomycota; Agaricomycetes; Boletales; Coniophoraceae
Exons: 5
Coding region: 1-1317 (438 amino acids)
Source: RefSeq, a predicted model, not a curated record